Molecule: messenger RNA, 1951 nt
Organism: Capsella rubella
Lineage: Eukaryota; Viridiplantae; Streptophyta; Magnoliopsida; Brassicales; Brassicaceae
Exons: 11
Coding region: 90-1838 (582 amino acids)
Biological process (GO): nucleobase-containing compound metabolic process
Molecular function (GO): 3'-5' exonuclease activity; nucleic acid binding
Source: RefSeq, a predicted model, not a curated record
ACAACUCUUCAACUUCUCUCUUUCUUUCUUACCAUUUCUCAUUUCCAUCAGCCAUCCUCACCGGAUUUUGUGACUGGGGAGGUUUCAAAAUGAGUUUGUGUUCUAAAGAAGCUGAUUUGGUAGUAAUAGAUGAAGAAGAUGAAUCAGGAACUGUGUGUUUACAUGCGUAUUCAGAUUUAACUUAUGUGUCACCACUUGUUUUCUUGUAUCUUCUCAAAGAAUGUUAUAAACAUGGAAGUUUGAAAGCAACUAAAAAGUUCCAAGCUUUACAGUAUAGAGUUCAUCAAGUUCUUGCUAAUAAACCUCAGCCAGGACCUGCUACUUUCAUUGUUCAGUGUCUUACUGUUCUUCCUAUGUUUGGUGUGUAUGGUGAAGGGUUUAGUCAUUUGGUUAUAUCAGCUCUUCGUCGUUUCUUUAAAUCGGUAUCUGAACCAACAAGUGAAGAUGAUAUGUCUUUGGCGAGAAAGCUAGCUGCUCAGUUCUUCCUUGAUACUGUUGGAGGUUCUGUAGCUUAUGAUGAGAAGGUGAUGUUGCAUACUCUUAGAGUGUUUGAUGUCGGGUUAACUAGCAUCGAUGAAGCCUUGUCUAUGUCGGGAGUUUGGUGUGGACAUGGGUUUGCUUGUGGAAGUGCGUUUCUGGAACAGUACAUUUCGGAUUUGAUCAAGUCAAAAUCUUUCAUGACGGCUGUGUCUUUGUUAGAGCAUUUCUCUUUUCGUUUCCCUGGAGAAACGUUUCUUCAACAAAUGGUUGAGGAUAAAGACUUUCAAGCUGCAGAGAAAUGGGCUACCUUCAUGGGAAGGCCUAGUUUAUGCAUUCUUGUCCAAGAAUAUGGUUCAAGGAAUAUGUUAAAGCAGGCGUAUAAUGUUAUAAAGAAGAACUAUCUCCAGCAUGAGUUUCCGGAAUUGUGUUACAAGUGUAGAGAAAGUGCAAUGAAGGAUCUGGCAGAAAAAGCAUUGUGGGAUGUUGCUGAGAAUAUGGCAAAAGGUGAUAGACAGCUUCUUGAGUAUCUGGUAUACUUGGCAAUGGAAGCUGGGUACUUGGAGAAGGUUGAUGAACUGUGUGGUCGAUAUUCACUUGCUGGUCUGCAAAAAGCACAAGAGGCUGAGGUUUCUUUUCUUGAAAAAAGCUUUUUGCGUCUCAACGAUCUAGCUGUGGAAGAUGUAGUCUGGGUUGAUGACGUUAAUGAGCUGCGAAAAGCAACUUCUUUUCUUGAAGGAUGUAGAGUUGUGGGUAUUGACUGUGAAUGGAAACCCAUUUAUAUCAAAGGCUGUAAACCGAGUAAGGUUUCAAUCAUGCAAAUUGGAACUGAUAGCAAAAUUUUCAUAUUGGACUUGAUAAAGCUUUACAAUGAUGCCUCUGAAAUUCUGGACCACUGCCUUGGUCAAAUUUUGCAAUCGUAUAGUAUACUGAAGCUCGGUUACAAUUUUCAAUGUGACAUCAAGCAGUUGGCCCUUUCAUAUGGAGAUCUGGAAUGUUUCAAGCACUAUGACAUGUUGUUAGACAUUCAAAAUGUUUUCAAAGAAUCAUGUGGUGGUCUAGCAGGACUAACGAAGAAAAUAUUGGGAGUGUCUUUGAACAAAACAAGACGCAACAGUGACUGGGAACAAAGGCCUUUGACUCAGAAUCAGCUAGAGUAUGCUGCUCUUGAUGCUGCAGUGCUGAUUCACAUAUUUCGUCAUGUUCGCGAUCAUCCUCCACAUGAAAGUAGUUUAGAGACAGUCCAGUGGAAAUCUCACAUUGUCUCCCACAUGGAUAAUUCGAAGAAGCUGAAGAAGCCGAAGAAGUGGAAGAAGAAGCCUAAGUGCCAUUCCACACAAACAUUAGCUUCGACAUUUUAACAAGCCAUCAGAAUUGAAAAGCAAGGAGAAAGUGUGUAAAUAUUCGUUCAAACUCUAAAAUGAAAAUACACAUGUAACAGUAGCUCUUCUAUGUAGGAUUUGAAUUCAAGAAA